AUGGAAUUUUCAAUUAUCGAAAUAAUCAAGCUUUUCCAAAAUUUACCAUUCCUUCAAAAUCUUUAUCUGAGUUAUAAUCAAAUUAAUAAAAUUCCACAUGAUCUAUUUGAAGAUGUAACAAAUCUCGAGGUACUUGAUCUUAAUCAUAAUAAUUUGAAGUUUUUGGACGAGACAAUAUUUAAAAAUCUAGGGAACCUAAAACGUUUGUACUUGGCCUAUAAUCGAUUAGAAAUUAUUCAGAUAAAUUUACUUCGAAAUUCACAAUAUUUAGAGACAUUAGCCCAGCUGGGAGAUCUCAGUCACAAUAAAUUGACAACUUUGGAUGAGAGACUUUUUCAAAAUGUAUGUUUUCUCAAACACUUGCAUCUAAAUUACAAUCAGAUAGAAGAAAACUGUGUUAGAUUAUCUGUUGAUAUGGGCAUGGUUAACGCAUUUCGACGUCUCCGUCUUGUUAAACGAUUAUGGAAACACACGCAAUGUAAAGUCAAGGAGAGUCCAGAAUAG
Leptopilina heterotoma is the source of this 504-nucleotide messenger RNA. RefSeq names its product connectin-like. The record is from RefSeq and is a predicted model, not a curated record. Gene Ontology annotation, molecular function: protein binding. NCBI's taxonomy places the organism in Eukaryota, Metazoa, Arthropoda, Insecta, Hymenoptera, Figitidae. Gene Ontology annotation, cellular component: extracellular matrix. The transcript has 4 exons. Bases 1 to 504 code for a protein of 167 amino acids.